Messenger RNA from Trypanosoma conorhini, 2610 nucleotides. Its product is annotated as putative 5'-3' exonuclease XRNC. Gene Ontology annotation, molecular function: RNA binding; 5'-3' RNA exonuclease activity. The record is from RefSeq and is a predicted model, not a curated record. NCBI's taxonomy places the organism in Eukaryota, Euglenozoa, Kinetoplastea, Trypanosomatida, Trypanosomatidae. The transcript has a single exon. Bases 1 to 2610 code for a protein of 869 amino acids. Gene Ontology annotation, biological process: nuclear-transcribed mRNA catabolic process. Gene Ontology annotation, cellular component: nucleus.
AUGGGGGUGCCGCUGCUACUCACGUGGCUGAAGCGACGCUUUGCGCCGUGCUUCCUGCCGAGCACCAGCUGCCCGGCCGCGGACUGCCUGUACAUUGACGUCAACGGGUUGGUGUACCAAUCCGCCGCCCUCGCGACUGCAAGUGAGGCGGCCGCGGCGGACAUCGACGCCGCCAUCCUGCGGAAGCUCUUCGACCUGCUCGACGACAUCGUCCUGCGCCUCGUGCGCCCACGCGCGCUGGUGUACCUGGCCGUGGACGGCAUCUCCCCUAUGGGCAAGCUCGCCCAGCAGCGUUCCAGGCGGCGGCGGCGCAGCAGCGGCGGUAGCCGCGGUGGCAGAGGCGCCGUGGAGUGGGACAGCAACAGCAUCAGCGUCGGCACCCCGUUCAUGUCGCGGCUGACGGAGGCGCUGCACUUUUACUGCGCCAGCCGCGCGGAGCGCAUCAACGGGGAGCGGCUGCGUGAUGCACUGCAGCCGGCGGCGCCGGCUCCCGUGGCACCCAUCACGUUUGUCGUGGACGACGUCUGGCGACCAGGGGAGGGGGAGAACAAAAUAGCGGAUGCCAUUCGCCGCUUCCGCUCCCAGCCGACGUACGACCCAAACACCUCUCACGUCAUCUGCAGCUCUGACACGGACGUGACGGUGUGCUCCCUGAUCCUGCAUGAGCCACGCAUCCACGUCCUCCGCUACGAGUACCCCACACCCCACUGCGGCGGCGGUGGCGGUAGUAGUAGUUGGCGGAAUCACGUGGGCGACGGUUGGGCCUCCACGUUUUUUAGCAUCCACGCCUUUCGCGAGGAGCUGCGCGCCAAACUCAGGCUGCAGACCGGCGGCAGCCACACCGUGGACGAGAUGGAGCGGAGAAACCGCCAGUUUGAGCGCGCGCUGCACGACGUGGUGUUUGUUCUGCUCUUGUUUGGGAACGACUUCCUCCCGUCGGUGGGCUGCCGCAUCGAGGAGGGCUUCCUCGACGACCUGCUGGAGCUCCUCGCCACCGACUUCAUCUCGCGGGAUCGCUCCAUCAUUGACCCGGCCACCAACACCAUCCAGGUUGACGCCGCCCGGUAUGCGUUAGACUCCCUGGCAGAGAUGCGCCGCGAGCGCGUUGGUGGUGAGGGGCUGUGCGUCGACAACGGCAAGGAGGGCGCCGCCGACUGGGGGUUUGUGGAUGAGGAAUUCCUGAGGCGGAGGCAGGCGCGGGAGGAUACGGAGCUGGCGCCCAAGUGCUACGCGUACUGGACGAUGCUGCAAUGGUCGCUGCAGAACAGUGCGGGGCUGGUGGAGCACUGGGGCUGCUACUACCCGUACAGCAGCGCCCCGCCCCUGCACCUGCUGCGGAAAUACUGCGGCAUGUUGUCGUAUGAGGCCCUCAUGGAGUUGGCGAAGAAACGCAGUCAUUUGAAGCACCGUGGCGCCACCGCCGCUGCCGGUGAGGUGGAAACUGCGGCCUCUACGUGGGGGGAUGGUCCCGCGAAUGUGCUGGUGCAGCUUCUCGUGCUGCUGCCUGCGCGGAGCACCGCGCUUCUUCCAUCGGCGAUUCGCAACGCAUACAGCGAGGUCGAACAAAUUGUGCUGGCCCCUGUGGAAAAAAUCGACUUUGCCGCCAUCUCGGCGUGGUGUGAAGCGAAGCAGGCAAUGUUCACUGAGGAGGAGCGAACGCGGUUCCGCGCCUAUGCGUUGGCUGCCACGCCCCACGUGCUUGCGACGGAGGCGCAGGGGAUGCCGAUUCAGGGGAACGAAAUGAUUUUUGUUGCCGAUUGGGAUUCAGAGGGAUUUGCGGCGGAACUGCAGCAGGCAAAGGCCGCGAGGGAGUUAGCGCCGAGAGAAGCAACAGAAACAGGGGACGGGGCGGUGAAGGGCGCAGCACCACCAACCACAAUCAGCACCCCACGAGUGUCGGUGUCCUCGUUUUUUGGCACACGCCCGGCACGCACCGCUGCAUCGGCGGCGGCAGUCGCGCUGCUCGCCGCGUCCAAAAAGUCGGGCGUCGCUCGCCCUCCGCAGAGCAGCGGGAGAGAGGCCGGCGGCGACGGGAACCGUGGCGGUGCCGCGCCUGCCGCCCCCGCGGACACUCAGCAAGAGGCACCGCGUCCCUCGGCGGCGGUUGCGCUGCGGCAGGGGCGCGGCUUCACGCUUGUCACGGCGCCGACGGCGGUGCUGGGCGACGCCGCAAUGGAGAAGAGCGUCGGCGCCAUCGCCGGCGACACAUUCGUCUGCGGCCAGCACACCAGCGCCCCGCUGUCGCGGAACCCGCAGACGAUGCGGGUCCGCCUGCGCUGGCGCGUCGCCUCCAAGCCGCUGCUAACGCUGGCGAGGUUUGUGCCGGAUCUUCUCCCGGGCUACGCCGCCCCGCCGCCGCCCCUUCCGCCACCGUCCGCCUCCCCCCAGGGCGCAACCGCGGCCAGUGCAAAGCGCCCGCGAUCCGCGGAGGCCGCCGGCUCGGGCGGCAGCAGCGGCGAUGACGGCGACGAUGCUGAAAGAGCAGGCGAGGAUGAAAAAGAAGACGGGGGCGUGGCCGCCCGCAACGUCAUGUCAGAACUGGAGAAAAAGAAGGAGGACGUGCGGCGUCGUCUAGCGGCCUUGCAGGCACGGGAUGUGGCGCGUGAGUAG